UCCAGUUUGGGGGCGUGUCCAGAACCCCGCGUGGUCCGGGGGCGGGGCCGAAGGAGGAAAAUAUAAACAUCUGGGCGGGGCGCUGCUUGUGAGCUGUGGGUGCAGGUGGAGGUUGCUUCACGUGAGCCCCCUUUUCUUUAUCCACGAAGCUCGUGCCGUGGAAACCUGAGGACAAGCCGGGAAGUUACUAAGCAAGGGUGCAGGCGAUCCUGUUUUACUUUCCAUACCAGUUGCUACCGAGUAAAAAGAGUAACAGCAUGCAUAUUCCCAGUGACCGGGGAAGGUGUACUUGAUAAAGAACUCUGGGAAUCAGACAGACCUGAGUUCCAGUCCACUUCUCUAAUCUCCUACUGAGCGUGCUUUAUUUCUUGAUUACAAAAUCAAAAUAAUUGUGGCUACCACCUGUUGACACCUGCUGCAAUAAAAUGCAUCAGACCCGUCGUUGCCUUGUUUAAUCAUUGGGAAAAGUCACAAAGUGACUAGAAGUGGAUGUUCGUGUUAACUCAGCUGCGGCAGGACUCCCUGAGCGGACGCCGCCAUGAAGAGGACCCGCGAUGAGGUGGACGCCACGCUGCAGAUCGCCAAGGUGAACGCGGCCGAGCUGUUGCCUGCCGUGCACUGCUUAAGCUUCGGCCCCGGGGCCGGCGGCGGCGACUUCUGCCUGCUGGAGCUGGAGCCCGCGCUGUGCCAGCAGCUGGAGGCCGGGCACAGUUUUGUGAUUCGUGGUGAUAAAGAUGAACAAGCAGUGCUGUGCAGUAAAGACAAAACAUAUGACUUGAAAAUAGCAGAUACUUCAAAUAUGUUGCUUUUCAUUCCCGGUUGUAAAACUCCUGAUCAGCUGAAGAAGGAAGAAACACACUGUAACAUUAUUCACUCUGAGAUCUUUGGUUUUUCUAAUAAUUAUUGGGAGUUAAGAAGAUGUAGACCUAAAUUAAAGAAGCUAAAGAAACUUUUGAUGGAAAAUACCUAUGAAGGACCUGACAGUCAAAAAGAAAAGGAUUCAAAUCGUUCAAAAUAUACGACUGAUGAUUUGCUUGAUCAAAUUCAGGCAAGUGAGGAUGAAAUAAUGACCCAGUUGCAAGUUCUAAAUGCCUGUGAAAUUGGAGGUUAUUGGAGAAUUCUUGAAUUUGACUAUGAGAUGAAACUUCUGAAUCAUGUAACUCAGCUUGUGGAUUCUGAAUCUUGGUCGUUUAAUAAAGUUCCUUUGAGUACAUGUCUUCAGGAACUUGGACCAUUGGAGCCAGAGGAAAUGAUAGAACACUGUCUUAAAUGUUAUGGAAAGAAAUACAUAGACGAAGGUGAAGUUUAUUUUGAACUGAGUGCUGAUAAAAUAUGCAGAGCAACAGCACAGAUGCUUCUUCAGAAUGCAGUGAAAUUCAAUCUUGCUGAGUUUCAAGAAGUGUGGCAACAGAGUGUCCCUGAAGGAAUGAUAACUAGGCUUGAUCAGCUUAAGGGUUUAGCGUUGGUUGAUAGAAAUUCAAGGCCAGAAAUCAUAUUUUUGCUGAAAGUUGAUGACUUACCUGAAGGUGAUCAGGAACGUUUUAAUAGUCUGUUCUCUAUAAGAGAGAAGUGGACAGAAGAAGAUAUUGCUCCAUAUAUUCAAGAUUUAUGCGGAGAAAAGCAAACCAUAGGUGCAUUACUCACUAAAUAUUCUCGUUCUUCAAUGCAGAAUGGUGUCAAAGUUUAUAAUUCAAGAAGACCCAUUUCUUAAAGGAACAACAGUCUUUUCUUUGGGACUAAAGUUGCUUUGUAAAAAUCCUGGAUAUUAAAGGACAAAAAUAUC
Molecule: messenger RNA, 1783 nt
Organism: Oryctolagus cuniculus (rabbit)
Lineage: Eukaryota; Metazoa; Chordata; Mammalia; Lagomorpha; Leporidae
Source: RefSeq, a predicted model, not a curated record